CCAACAUGAACACCACCGCGAUCAAAAUCACAAUCACCAACAUGGCCGACGAUCACACUCCCAAUACGACGAUCUACCAAGACGCACAUCUAGCCGUCAACCUCACCCUCCGCCCCACCACCCCAGGCCACACCGUCGCGACGCUCACCACGAACCAAACCAACCUCUUCAACCUCCCCCCGCCCACCUUCGUGGAAACCCUCCAAACGCUCCGCACCAUCGCCUCCCACCUCCGCAAGGCAUACAAUGUCCAGCGCUGCGCCCUGAUCACCACGGGGGGAGCGAGCGUCUCGAUCCUCCCGCUCCACGGCCUCACCCCGCAAUGGACCCCGGUCACGCACCCCACCAAGGAAUUCCACCCGCAGUACCCGGGGUACAUCACCUCGAAAGACGCGCCGCCGCUGCCCACGCCGCAGCUCAACACCAUCCGCAGCUCCAUCCUGUUCGCGGCAUCUAAGUCCCCGACCACCUACCACGCCGACCACACCUUCCACGGCCCGGACCCGGACGACGCCAACCUCUUCGCGCGCAUCGUGCGCGGGGAACUCUCCCCGCAGUGGCGGGUCUGGGAGGACGCGCGCCACGUCGCCUUCCUGACGCCGUACCCCAACACCCCCGGGUUCACGGUGGUGGUGCCGCGCGCGCACCUGUCGAGCGACAUCUUCUCGCUGUCGCCCGAGGACUAUGCCGGGCUGGUGGAGGCGGCGCAUGCGGUGGCGAAGCUGCUGAUCCGGGCGUUUGGGAUCGAGCGCUGCGGGAUGAUCUUCGAGGGGUUCGAGAUCGACUACGCGCACGUCAAGCUGGUGCCCAUCCGCGGCGGCGGCGGUGAUGACUACGAUGAGGACGACUACGACCGCUACGGCAUCAGCGAGCCGUUCCAGGAGACCUAUCAGGGGUAUGUCUCCUCCAUGCCGGGGCCGAGGGUGGAGGAUGUAGAGGCGGUGGUGAAGCGGGCGGCGGAGAUACGGGCGUUGAUCGGUUCGGAUUCUUAGCUUCGCUCGUGGGUUAGACGGUGGCCGUUUAUCUAGACCUUGAUUUACCUUGAG
Messenger RNA from Aspergillus aculeatinus CBS 121060, 1046 nucleotides. Its product is annotated as L-asparaginase. Lineage: Eukaryota; Fungi; Ascomycota; Eurotiomycetes; Eurotiales; Aspergillaceae. The coding region runs from base 6 to 992 and encodes 328 amino acids. The transcript has a single exon. Gene Ontology annotation, biological process: nucleotide metabolic process. The record is from RefSeq and is a predicted model, not a curated record. Gene Ontology annotation, molecular function: catalytic activity.